This is a messenger RNA of Phragmites australis (common reed), 1889 nucleotides long. RefSeq lists its product as uncharacterized. Lineage: Eukaryota; Viridiplantae; Streptophyta; Magnoliopsida; Poales; Poaceae. The coding region runs from base 959 to 1306 and encodes 115 amino acids. The record is from RefSeq and is a predicted model, not a curated record. The transcript has 2 exons.
AUGUGUUUCUCUUGGCAAGAGGUAGAUCGGAAGUCGAAUUUGCUGCCAGAUCUGUAAGAUGGUUUUCGGUUCUCUCGGACCUUUUCUUUGUUUAGACUCUUCCGGUUCUAGGACUUGUGCCUUUGCACUUGGAAAGAUCGGCGUCGUCUUCUUCUCAUAGGCUCAGGCAUUAUUCAUUUCUCUUUUCUUCCUGUGGAUAGUGCUCCUUUUGAUCCCCUUGUCCAUUAAACUAGGUGUAGCGCUACUCAAGCUUGCUCCCUCUUGGAUUCCUCUGAGUUGCUUGUUGCUUUUCUUUUUCAUGAACGAGGAGACGGUAUUCUCCUAGUCGAAUCUAAUCUCUAUGCAUUGCUGGUGCGCUUUCAGUCAGCACUCUGGCGCUACUCGAACCUUGUUCGCCUUCUGCGAAAGAUUGCAGAUUAAACCGUGGUAAUCAAACCGAGACCAACAGGCGGAGGCGGCUGCUACCACCUCCCGGCGGCUAGCUGUUCAUGGUCUCAAGGAGACACAGGAAUUCGCUUCGUCUUCCUCCGAACGUUCCUCGUAGGCGUAGCCCCGCUUGCUAGCUACCUCCGUCUGAGGCCAUGGGUGACGUGAGGCUGAGGUCAUGGGUGACGUAUCAGGAGUUCAGGACGUGGCCGACUUUUCUUUGCAUUUCUCUGCUCGAACACACGAGAAUUCCACAUGCCGACGCAUGACUUAAGUUGAGAUUCAAUGUAGAUGAAAAAAAGCAUGAUGAGUAUUAGAUAGGAGGAAUAAACUAUUGGGAUUGUUAGGCAUGUGAAGGGCGUACAAAGUUGUGUUUCUCUUCUCUCCUUCCGUAACUUCCAGACACGUAGGAACAAAGAAGAGUCUUCGAGGGAAACGUAGAGGACCUCUCCGUGGCGCCUUAAAUAGCGAGGCAACGUUCUUGGGAGAACGUUAGAUAGCUCAGGGUUUGUACACCGCGCUGGAGCGAUCGAUGGACCUCGACCGCCACAAUUUCCUCACCAAGCUCGGCUUCACGGCGCUGACGUGCAACUCGGCGCUCGCAAUCUACAGGUCACGGGGCGACCCGGCCUCCGUCGCGUUCGUGGGCGGCGCCUACGCGGCCAUCCUGCUGCUCUUCCGCUGCCUCCGAAGGUUCGAGCGCGGGGAGGGGGACAGGGGCAGGACCAAGGCCGCCGUGUGGGCGCUGACGACGCUGCUCACGGCGAUGUUCGCGUCUCGGGUCGCCCCGCUGAUGCCGACGCCCGUUGGCAUCGUCGUGUAUCUGAUGGCGGCGGCGACCGCGGGUGCCGGAUUCUGGGCCUUCUUUCUCAACCCCUGAAGCUAGCGCGGAUCUCUUACGCCGGAGCCGAGCCAUGGUUCGCCCCGCGUUGAAUACAUCUCUCCUCUCUGGUUUGUAUAACUGUGCCGAACAUCUCUGCUCUCUGGGGGAGCACUGAACAUGGCAUGUCUCGACUCGGAGCCCUAUUCAGAGAAACGAACAUUCAAGUUUGUAUCUUUUUUCUAAAAAAAUUCAAGUUUGUAUAACUGUGGCGAACAUUAAUUGCUUGUGUGUGGUUGUAGGUUGCUGUCGUCUACCCUUGUUUGUAGCUUGCGAUCUACAGGCGUGUGAAUAUCUUCUUCUCCUUAGAAGUGCUCCCUCUGUUUUCUUCUGAUGUUCCACAGGUGAGAAAUGGCUACUUGACAUAUUAUGUAUUCUUGAGUUUGCGGCUGUGUGCAUUUCGCUAUGCAAAGGCCGGAAUAAUGUUAUUCUUUCGUCUAAAAAAAUGUAUUCUUGAGUUUUCCGACUGCUUUUGAAAAUUUAUUUGAACUUGUAAAAUAAAAUGCACUUGGAUUAUACUCCUAUGUGCAAGUUGUGUGUAAUAAGACGCGGGGAGAAAUGUAUAUUCUGAUAAUUGUUUUCU